AUGGAACCUUCCAAACUGAUGGCUGUCUUUCUGUUGCUGCUGCCAUCUUUUGUGUCAACACACCGUAAGCGGGUGGUUGGAGGCGAGGAAUGCAGUGAGACUGAACAUCCAUGGCUUGUGCUGUUCUAUAACUCUAAAGGCCCCUACUGUGAUGGAGUAUUGAUCGAUUCUAACUGGGUGCUCAGUGCUGCUCAUUGCUACGAAAGUGCCCAAAUCGGGAUGAGGCUUGGAAUGCACAACACAAAUGUUCUAAGAGGUAAUGAAGAGUCGAGACUCAGUGUGGCCACCCAUUGCUACCCGGACACUGCCAGCACCAAGAACAGCUGUGUGAAUUAUACUGCUGACAUCAUGAUGAUCAAAUUGAACAGACCUGUGAAGUACAGCAAGUUCAUCGCUCCUCUCCGCCUGCCCACCACCUCUGUCUCCGUGGGAGCAAAAUGCAGGGUCCAGGGUUGGGGCACAAUCACUAUUCAUAACAAUACUUUUCCUGACGUUCCUCAUUGCGCUGACGUCAAAAUAAUACAGAAACGCUUGUGUGUGAAGGCUUACCGAGCGUGGAAAACGACUGACCGCAUAUUAUGUACAGGGAGUUGGAACGGAUGCAAAGGUGCAUGCUGGGGUGAUUCUGGUGGACCCCUUAUCUGUGAUGGAAAACUCCAGGGGAUUUUUUCUUCUACUGCCGAAAUUGGGCCUCGCGUGGAGUUAAUGCGCUCUGUUUGCCCAUCCGACUGUGGGUGGAAAGCCAAGGAGCAGCGCAACUUCACCUCCAGCAGUCGAAACAGGCUCUUCCAGAAACAGGACGUGAAUUGUGAGCCUCUAUCAGAAACUAUUCCCUCCGACAAACCAUGCAAACAGAAUAUGUGCUGUAUGAACAACUCCUCCAAGGCCUUGGCUGUCGGGGUGCCUGUGCAUGCACAUGUCACAGGACUGUACGUACUGCUCCACAUCCGCAUGGAGCCUCAGCCACCAAAACUCCCAGGUCAGAAGGUGAAGGGUUUUGAACAGCCCAAAGUGUCCCACCGGCCUACUGUCAUGGUAUUGGUGCAGGAUCUGUGCCCGCAGCAGUCCUUACAUAGGGACACUUUGCCAGGAAGAACUGCUGCUAUGGAACCUUCCAAACUGAUGGCUUUCUUUCUGUUGCUGCUGUCGUCUUUUGUGUCAGCACACCGUAAGCGGGUGCUUGGAGGUGAGGAAUGCAGUGAGACUGAACAUCCAUGGCUUGUGAUGCUCCAUAACUCAAAAGGCCCCUUCUGUGCUGGAAUAUUGAUCGAUUCUAACUGGGUGCUCAGUGCUGCUCAUUGCUAUGAAAGUGGCAAAAUCAAGAUGAGGCUUGGAAUGCACAACAGAAAGAUGCUAAGAGGUAACGAACAGUCGAGACUCAGUGUGGCUGCCCAUUGCUACCCGGACACUGCCCGCACCACCAAGAACAGCUGUGUGAAUUUCACUGUUGACAUCAUGAUGCUCAAAUUGAACAAACCUGUGAAGUACAGCAAGUUCAUCGCCCCUCUCCGCCUGCCCACCGUCUCUGUCUCCGUGGGAGCAAAAUGCAGGAUCCAGGGUUGGGGCGUAACCAGAGAUCCUAAACAGACUUUUCCUGACGUUCCUCAUUGCGCUGAUGUCAACAUACAAGAGAAACGCUUAUGUGUAAAGGCUCACCCAGAGAGGAAAAUGACUGAACACAUAUUAUGUACAGGAACUUGGAAAGGAUGCAAAGGAACAUGCUGGGGUGAUUCUGGUGGACCCCUUAUCUGUGAAGGACAAGUCCAGGGGAUUAUAUCUUAUGGUGAGCCAGUUGGGCCUCGCAUAUAUAUCAAGGUCGACAGCUAUCUCAACUGGAUCCGUGGUUUUUAUUGA
Messenger RNA from Elgaria multicarinata webbii, 1854 nucleotides. Its product is annotated as transmembrane protease serine 9-like. Bases 1 to 1854 code for a protein of 617 amino acids. Lineage: Eukaryota; Metazoa; Chordata; Lepidosauria; Squamata; Anguidae. The transcript has 12 exons. The record is from RefSeq and is a predicted model, not a curated record. Gene Ontology annotation, biological process: proteolysis. Gene Ontology annotation, molecular function: serine-type endopeptidase activity. Gene Ontology annotation, cellular component: secretory granule.